UCCACAAAUUAUAUUGGAUUGCUAAGAUUCAAUAGCUCCCUCAACACUUCAUAAAUUAUCUUGCGCAYAUGUUAAGGCUGAUAAUAGUGAGUCAUGAAAAUGGUCUGAUGAGCCCAAAAUGAAUGAGCAAGCGCUGAAACUACCCGCCAAGGAUGUGAAUUAUCCAUUUAAGAUUGUUUGUUUUAAAGCUCUAAAGUUGAAUUGAAACCCGUUUUUUGAAAUACCAAGAUCACUUAACACUGUGGAAGGUGCGCACUCUCAAAAAACACGGAAUCUUUCUGGCUUGAGACGGUGUUCGCCAGAUCUAUUGUUUUCAGUGCAGAGGGUUAUAAUCGAAAUAGUGACCAGAUCACUCACGCGUUCAUGGACUAAAUAUCGCGCAUCAUUACUGAAUUUUAAUACCGUAAUCAAUUCAUUUUGUGAUUUCUAAGUGAACAAUUCACUAGAGAAGUGUUCAUUCAAGCGGUUUUUCGUCCMAAAAAAAUGUCUCGCUCCCGUUCAAAACUUUUCGAUGCUGACACCAACCCUGGUGAGUUACGAAUAACUUUAAACGUUGGUGGCCAGAAACACGAAACGUAUGUGAGUACACUUGCAAGCGUUCCAGAUACAAGACUAACAUGGGUCGCAGAACGAUGUUUAAAAGAACCGCGGACCUUAGGCCAGAGAAGAGAGUAUUUCUUUGAUAGAAACCCGAAUGUAUUUACGCACAUUUURAAUUACUACAGAACUGGUAAACUGCAUUGCCCCCGUGAAGUCUGUGGACCUCUUUUUGAAGAAGAGUUAAUAUUUUGGGGAAUCGACGAAAAGCAAAUUGAGACUUGUUGUUGGGCUAAAUACGACGAACAUAGAGACGCAGAAGAGAAGCUUCGUGGGUUUACGAAAAUAAAAAUUGAGGAGCAAGAAGAUACAACGGAUGAUGAGGAUGACACAGCUGAUCGAGAUAUACUCAGCAGUGGGGAAUUCUACCAAAAUACACGGAGUAUCUCUUCAAAAUCGAAAACAAAAUUUAAAAUCCUWAAGAAGCGAAUAUGGAGGACGUUGGAUGACCCCUACUCCUCGAAGCUCGCAAGGAUCAUUGGUUUCAUUUCGUUGCUCUUCAGUGUAGCUGUGGUUGCCAAGUUUUGUCUUUCAACGCUGGAGUUCUUCAAGGAUCAAUCUUCGGCCCACUACGCCGGUCUCUUUAUAAUCGAGGCGGUGGCCGUCACGUGGUUCACUGUCGAUCUUAUUCUUCGCUUCAUCUGCUGCCCGAACAAAUUGGACUUUGUAAAGGAUCUGCACAAUUGGGUUGAUCUAAUGGCAAUCAUUCCGUUUUAUUUGACUGUCCUUCUACCACACAAUCGGACGAUCAGGAAUUUCAACGUCUUUUAUGUCCUGCGUUUAACGAGGACUUUUCGUCCGCUGAAAUUUUCCUACGUAAUGCAGGUCUUUACACAGACUUUAAAAGCGAGUUCGCGGGAGCUGUACUUCCUAAUGUUCAUUCUCGGGAUACUCGUAAUUACUUACGGGAGUGUCGCUUACUUUGCGGAACGUGAUGAGAAAGAUACUUUAUUCACCAGCAUUCCUGCUUCGUUUUGGUGGGCUGUGGUUACUAUGACGACGGUAGGAUACGGCGAUAUGCAUCCAAGGACGUUGUCAGGGAAACUUAUUGGGAGCGUGUGUGCAAUCAGUGGAGUCUUGAUGAUUGCGCUCCCAGUUUCCGUGGUGGCCAGUAAUUUUUCAUUGUAUAAUUCCUACGCUAAGGUGAAGUUAAAACUUCCRGCUCGGCAAAAACGGAACGUCGUUGACACUGCUCUGAAAGCACUCCAACUCAGUACUCCGCAUCAGAGCUUGUGCACAGGGAACCCACCAGAAAACUACACCAGGUCGCGGUAUGGCACCUCUUUGCCCGGUCUUACGGAGAUGACAAUUCUAAAUCACUCAAAUAAAAGAGGUUCGAUAGGAGAAGAUGGGAAUAAUAUAAAUCACUUGAGCGAGAAGGAGGCGCGCCCGCGAUACGCGCGGCGUUCCGCGCAUUUUUCACUUCAUCUCGGCUCGAUUGCUGCAACUCCUGAGCUGCCUGAGAACGAAAGCGAAGCGGAGGAGAAUGACAAUUUGAUGAAUUCUGAAAACAAUUCUUUAGAUCGAUUUGAAAUACAAGAGACAGGAACAUGAAA
Messenger RNA from Actinia tenebrosa (Australian red waratah sea anemone), 2153 nucleotides. RefSeq names its product voltage-gated potassium channel KCNC1. Gene Ontology annotation, cellular component: membrane; voltage-gated potassium channel complex. The record is from RefSeq and is a predicted model, not a curated record. Gene Ontology annotation, biological process: action potential; protein homooligomerization; potassium ion transmembrane transport. NCBI's taxonomy places the organism in Eukaryota, Metazoa, Cnidaria, Anthozoa, Actiniaria, Actiniidae. Gene Ontology annotation, molecular function: delayed rectifier potassium channel activity; protein binding.